This is a messenger RNA of Marchantia polymorpha subsp. ruderalis, 4786 nucleotides long. Lineage: Eukaryota; Viridiplantae; Streptophyta; Marchantiopsida; Marchantiales; Marchantiaceae. The record is from the annotation of a GenBank genome assembly.
GUCCGCUGCUGGAUUCUUGUGCACAUGCGAUGGCUGUGCUCCUCUGCCAUCGCGCAGCACUCCUGCUUCCAGGCCCUUCGAUCCGUUUUCACAGUGGCACCCUUUACCUGGAUUCGCUCGAAAACCACCUCGCGAAUCAGAAAUUGAUCUCUGCUCCCCGAGUUCAUUCUCAUCUCGCCGAGUUUCUGGUGCAUCAGAUUCCAAAGCUGCCCGAAUGGAGCAUGAAGCAAGAAAGAGUAGAAAGAAACUGGGAUCGCUUACACCUGGCAGUACGGCAAUUUGUAUAAGUUUGUGCAACUAAGCGAGUCGAGAGCGAGGCAGGGCAGAGAGUUAGUGAGGUAAGGACAGGAGGGAGGCAGUGAGUGUGCUCUCUCGCUCUCGUCCGUGUCUUUCUGCGUGCGGUGAUGAUUCCAGUACAAGGUACAACGAAUCCCACUUUGCGGCCUCUACAUGGUUGUCGGAAAGGCCGACACUCAAGUCCCCAAAUCUGAGAUAAAAUCCGGCUGACCGAAUGGUGCAUGAAGCAUCCGGCAUCAGAGCCAACUCUUUGGCGAUUGGCAGCAAUUUCUUGCGCAGCUCGGCUACUCCCGGCACGCCUCUCACCGCCAAAAGCCCGGGUCCUGUAGGUCCCAGGCACUGUGCGAUCUUCCCGGCCAUUCGGCCUCCACCUUCGUCCGCUGCUGGAUUCUUGUGCACAUGCGAUGGCUGUGCUCCUCUGCCAUCGCGCAGCACUCCUGCUUCCAGGCCCUUCGAUCCGUUUUCACAGUGGCACCCUUUACCUGGAUUCGCUCGAAAACCACCUCGCGAAUCAGAAAUUGAUCUCUGCUCCCCGAGUUCAUUCUCAUCUCGCCGAGUUUCUGGUGCAUCAGAUUCCAAAGCUGCCCGAAUGGAGCAUGAAGCAAGAAAGAGUAGAAAGAAACUGGGAUCGCUUACACCUGGCAGUACGGCAAUUUGUAUAAGUUUGUGCAACUAAGCGAGUCGAGAGCGAGGCAGGGCAGAGAGUUAGUGAGGUAAGGACAGGAGGGAGGCAGUGAGUGUGCUCUCUCGCUCUCGUCCGUGUCUGUCUUCGUGCGGUGAGUCCGGUUCCUCACCUUGUACAGGAAUCAGCAACGCCCCUGGUGUCUUCGCCCCCACUCCCUCCUUGGCUUGCAUGAUCUACUUGCUCGCCGAUUUGCUGCUGCGGCUCCUCCCACUUUCACUUCUUCCUUCUCUCGUCCCCCUCCUGCUCGUCUCAUCCCCCCGCCCGGUCUUCCCUGCGCUGAUCUGAUCGACGAUCCACUUUGUUCUCGGCCCAUUUUAUAUCCGGAGUUCGGACUUGUGAAGGUGAAAGUGAAUGAGAAGGGAGGGACUAGGGUAAUCAUGUCGUCGACUCUGGCCCAGAGCAGAGGGAGAAAUCGUCGUCCUAGAGCUGUUGAAAUUUUCUAGUAACUGUUGUCGUAGGGGUCGAGAAGGCAAUUGGGAGUUUAGAUCGUGCGAGGCCGUGCUUUCCUGCGUUUUUGAGGUUAGGUGAGAAUCGGAGAAUCUGCAAAUCGUCGAUGAUGUAAAAGUGGAAAAGACAGGAAGGAAGAAAGAACGGGAGGGUUUUGAGGAAGGCGAGGAGGCGACCAUUUUGAUGCGCGAGUGGAUUUGAGGACAAUUCCGGUCAAAGAAUCGGCGCGGGGCUGGCAUUUCUACCUUGAGCAGCAGCCCAACCAUAAUUCUCCCUUUUGAUAUGGUUUAUCAAAGUCCCUCGACGAGAGGCUCAUUCAAAAAGCCCUCGUUCAACCCCGGUGAUGAACUUACAACUUCCAGAACAUGCCUCAACGAUUCAAAAGAGGAUAUUAUCCAGCGUAAGUCGGGUAAACGGGAGCAGCAAGAGGCCGCUCAGCUGAUCGAUGCAAGCGGUGAGUUUCAUAAGGCAGCGGUCGACAAAAUUGUCAGAGAUCAUCUAGAUCGAUCGGGAGUUUCAUAUGCCGUAGUGGCGAUUAUGGGUGCUCAAAGCAGUGGCAAAAGCACAAUCCUUAAUCAUCUGUUCAGGACGUCGUUCAAGGAAAUGGAUGCAUUUGCUGGAAGGAAUCAAACAACUCAAGGUGUGUGGAUCGCACGCGCAAAGGAUAUUGAUCCUUGUACCAUUGUUAUGGAUCUAGAAGGAACAGAUGGACAAGAACGAGGAGAGGAUGAUACUGCCUUCGAGAAACGGAGUGCUUUGUUUGCCCUGGCAGUAUCGGAUAUUCUGCUGAUCAAUAUGUGGUGUCAUGACAUUGGCCGAGAGCAAGCUGCCAACAAGCCUCUUUUAAAGACCGUCUUUCAGGUUAUGAUGCGCCUGUUUACACCCCGUAAAACGACACUUCUGUUUGUCAUCAGAGAUAAGACUCGGACUCCCUUGUCCGUACUUGAGAGUAGUCUGCGAGGGGACGUCCAGAAGAUAUGGGAACGUACCCCCAAACCUCCGCAGUACGAAGGAACUCAGCUGAGUCAGUUUUUUACUGUGGAAGUUACAGCGCUCGCUAAUUUCGAGGAGAAACCUGAACUAUUCGAAGAGCAGGUUGGUCAGUUGCGGGACCGAUUCAACAACUCAAUUCAGCCAGGUGGACUGGCAGGCGAUCGAAGAGGAGUUGUUCCGGGAUCAGGUUUCGGAAUCAGUAUCAGUGACAUCUGGAAAAUCAUCAAGGAAAACAAAGAUCUGGAUCUGCCAGCACACAAGGUGAUGGUUGCCACUGUUCGGUGUGAGGAGAUUGCACAUGAGAAGCUGAGUGCCUUAUUGGCAGAUCCGGAUUGGCAUGAUUUGGACGAAGGUGCGAGGAAAGGCCUAGUCCCCGGCUUUGGGAAGAGAUUGAGUGCUCUUUUGCACAGGCAUCUAUCAGGGUAUGACGACGAAGCAGCAUAUUUUGAUGAUAAUGUAAGGAGAGCCAAGCGCAAUUAUCUGGUGACAAAAGUUUUAGAUACGGUUCAACCUGCAUAUCAAGCAGUUGUAUUGAAAAUUUGGAACGAAGCCUUGAAUAAGUUUAUGCAAGGGGUGAACGUUUGGGAAGAGCGUCCUGUUGGAGAGGAAGGCUUUGCAGUUGCGGUCCGCAGGUGCUCCGAGCAAGCUUUGUCAGACUUUGAUAAGGGUUGUUCAGAUUCUUGCGUUUCCCAAGCCCAUUGGGACAACGGAAAGCUUCGUAAAAAGCUUCAUCGAAAAAUUGAUGCACAUGCUCAGACAGUCAGAGCUGAGAAAAUUGCUGCCAUUGUAGCUUCUGUCCAGAAGCGGGUUGAGCACGCUCUUACGGAAUCCGCUAGAGCUGAAUUAGCUGCUGCGUCUGAAAAGACGUGGCCAUCUGUUAAGAGGCUUCUUACACGCGAAACCGAUAUUGCGAAGGCAGCUCUGUUGUCAGAUAUUGCAGGAUUUGAGCCGGAUGAAACAGAAAAAGCAACUAUGUUGGAUCGCUUAACUUCGUUCUCAAGAGGAGUGGUGGAGCGACAGGCGAGGGAGGAAGCUUCACAGGCACUGCCACGUAUGAAAGAUAGGUUUACGACAAGUUUUAGCCAUGAUGCAAAGUCACAACCUAGACUUUGGUCUGAAGAAGAGUAUAUCCUGGCUACUGCCAAAGAAGCUCGGUCAGAGUCUCAUAAAGUACUAUCUGCUCUGGCUGUAAUACAGCUUGAUUACGACGAUAUGAAUGAUCCGACCAAGCCAGCACUGAGCUCCUUAUUGGACGGUUCCAGUCAGAAUGCACUCGCCGCAAAUUCUUGGGAUGGGGUUCCGCAAGGGAAUACUCUCUUAUCGCCCGUGGAGUGUAAGAAAAUAUGGAAACAAUUUAAAGAUGAGACCGAUUCCACAAUUCUUCAGGCUAAACUUCAGGCUUUAGCAGCGCAGGCGCACAAGAAAGAUGAGGCGCACAAGAAGUCAUCAUCAUGGUUACCUCCAUCAUGGUGUAAGGCAUCAAAGUGGAGACCUCCACCAUGGGUGGUCGGGGUCGGGAUCGGGGUACCAUCGGCCGUGUGCCUGGCGGGUUUCAGUGUUGUGCUUACGAUGGUGUUGGGUGGUUAAACCGGAGUACUGCAUCACACCUAAAAAGCAUACCCGAACCCGAUCCCUGCUCACGCAUUCUGGGUUUCUGGUACCCAUACCCGACGUACAUACAAAGAGACAAAACCGAAACCCGAAACGAACCCAAGUCGCCUCUGAAUUGAUAUCCGACUAGACCCGAAUAGAUGGGUAAAAAACAUACGUUUUUUAUUUAGCUUUCAGUUUUCGGUGUAACCCAAGCCAGCAUAGAUGGGGAAAAAAACAUACGUUUUUUAUUUAGCUUUAAAUUUUCGGUGGAACUGAAACAUGAACAGAUGGUAAAAAAACAUACGUCUUUUAUUUUGCUUAAAAUUUUCGGUGGAACCAAAACAUGAACAGAUGGGAAAAAAACGUACGUUUUUAUACUUAGCUCUAGGAUUUUUGUGGAACCGAGACAUGAACCCAUGAAAAGUCCAGUAGUUCUCUAUUUAGCUUUCGGUGAUAGGUGUAACCUUAAUCUGGACAGCAGGCGACAGUAGCAUUGAGCGUAGAAACAUGAAAUCGUCGAGCUUGGAAACAUGUAACAGGUUGCGUUUUUUGCACAUUGUAUGGUCGAGAAGUUGUUUUCAGAUUUUGCGCGAGAUAUUGGAAUGGUGGCACACAGAGCGAGCGAGUCGAGAAAGUAGAGUGAAUUUGUUUUGAUGGAUUUUCCACCAAAAUAAAAUUCCAUAUUUAGAUAGAAGUGUGCUUUCAUCAUCAUUACUCAAAUAUAGUUGUUGUAUUUUGUUUUCAAAGAAAAAUCAAGGUGCAUGUCAUCGC